Molecule: messenger RNA, 621 nt
Organism: Coprinopsis cinerea okayama7#130
Lineage: Eukaryota; Fungi; Basidiomycota; Agaricomycetes; Agaricales; Psathyrellaceae
Exons: 2
Coding region: 1-621 (206 amino acids)
Source: RefSeq, a predicted model, not a curated record
AUGGAUAAUAUGCGCGGAAGGGGCAAGAGGGCGAUUUGCUUCCGCUCAGCAUUCCAGCUCCUGGGGUUUAGUCGUUCAGAAGUCCCUCAGCCACGCAUUUCUCAGUCACCGUUCUCGAGCUGCACGAGUAAACGGAGCCGUUAUCUCCGCGGUGGGUAUAAAGGCGUGUCGUUCUCGAGUGGUGGAAUCCAACUUCCAACAGACUAUCCCCACAAGCUAUCCCACAAACCCACCCACACACACUAUCCGACACUCCCUUCUACGCCCGCAGUCACCCAACCCACUCCAGGCACGCACACUUCCUAUCCUACCUUCCCUUACACCCACAUCCUAUCUCCAAACCCACACCCUCGUCCCUUCAAAGAGAUGAAAUUCAACCUCCCACUUAAUUCUGCGUUCGCAGGACUUUUGGCGAUGAUCAUGGUAUCGUCUGCCUUGACCUCCGUCAACGCGGCCGCCGUCUCCCUCGACGCCCUCGACGUCCCUGACAGCCUCAUUCAUGGGCAGCCAGAUGUCGAUGCCUUGACUGCCGCCACCAUGGAGGGCCCCACUCCUGACGAGGACAACAUCCUUGUCCCUCGUACCCCCAAGCCCCAAUGCAGGAGGCUGUUCUGCAUUUGA